UGUGAUUCUAGCGGGGCUUGAUCAAUCAAGGGUUUAAGGCUCUCUGUUUUAUCGCUGUAUCCAUUAUCCUACAGGCUGCCCACAACAAAUCGCCUUGAUUAUUGUGGUCCGAUUGCGUUGUUUAAUUAAUGAGGUGUUGUCUAUAAAAUUAAAGAAGCCAAGCCUGAACAUGCAAUUGCACUCUAUCCACGCAAAAGUAUUUACUUAACAUUUUAAAGAUGCUUACGUGUGAAAUAGAACACUGGAUAUGCUAAUUUACUCUAUCACCCUCCAUUUGUAUAAAGUAGUCGCUGUAAGUUUUUUCGUUAUUACUUGACAUCAAAACGUUGUAUUGAAUUUAUUUUGCUCAUCUUUAUUCUUAGAUCUACAGUUCACAUCAGAAAUUGAGGCUGGAAACAAGACGACACAAUUGAAGGGCAUAUUUUAGUGUAGAGGCUGCACCAGAAGGUCACGAAACUUGAAGCGACAUGUCAAGCAGUGAUAAAAAGAAAGCAAAUGUUAUUCGACUGUCUCUUCGUGAACUAGAUAAGAAAUGUAAUGCUGAGAAGAGGAAUGACUUUCUCAAGGCAUGGAAACUAAUUCAGGAACUGCCACCAACUAAUCCGAACUCAUUCUGGUCAAUAGCAUCAUACCAUGGCAUGCCAUUCAAAGAACGUUGAGUUGCACUGUGUGGGGAUGAGAGUGAGGAGGACUCCAGUGGCACUGGUAAGGAUGAGGAUCAAGAACCGACAACGUGGGGUGGCUACUGCCAACAUGGCAAUGUUCUCUUCCCAUUUUGGCACCGAUUUUAUUGCCUUCGUUUAGAACGGGCACUGCAGUCAGUACUGGAAAGGGGGAAAGAACGAGUGGCAUUGCACUACUGGGAUGCAUCAAGCAAAGAAAGCAAGUCGGAGGGUCUGCCCCACAUAGUCACAGCCGAGUAUGUGUACAUUGAUGGAGAGUAUGUGCCAAAUCCCCUGUUCAAAUUCAAGCUGCCCUUGCCCAUCAAAGAUGUUGUUUCAACCAAUGAUGCAAAUAGCCAGUUUUAUGAGAAAGAAGCUGGCUAUGACACCUGCAGGUAUCCAUACUCGGGCAUCCGAAGUCCUGAUGAAGCUAAGGCGGCCGCUUUAGAUCACAACGACAAGAUCGAUGGGAGAAAUGAAACAGCACAAUCCCUUUUGCAAGCAAACAUCAUCGGCUGGCUAAGUAAUGGUGGUAGAAAUCGUAGAGGUGUUGCCAAGCAGUUGGAAGAUUGCCUUGAUACAACAGAUUACAAUCCAUUCUCAAACACGUCAUCUGUUCAUAGUCCUGAUGUUUCACUUGAGCAGCCACAUAAUGACCUACAUUUGGCCAUAGGUGGAUUCACACAACCGGACACUAAUGAAGAUGGAAGCGUCAAACAGGAUGCCCAGGGCAACAUCAGCUGGAAUGGUCCAAUUGAGGGAGCAAAUGGUGACAUGGGUGCAAAUGAGGUGGCUUCAUUCGACCCAGUUUUCUUCUUGCAUCACUGCAACAUUGAUCGCAUGCUUUGGGUCUGGCAGAAGAAGCAUAAGAAGACAGAUCCGUGCACAUUCACCAUUGACAACAGUGAUGAAAAGGACCAAGGCAUCUCGAACAGCAACCAAGGUGCUACUCCCAACCAGACAUGGGGCCAAAAGCUAAACAAGAAGACCAUUCUUUACCCGUUUCAAGAUGAGUACGGUGUCCCUCGAACAUCCAGGGAUUGCAUCAACAUUGUCUCUCAGCUUGAUUAUGAUUACUCCAUUGGCUCACUGGAUCAAGCUACCUGGCCUGAACCUGAAGAAGUGAAGAAAGUCUCCCUGCUAGAUAAGCCAAGCACACCCUGGCAAGACAUUCUUGAUAAGCUGGGAAAGGAAACCUUAAACAUACUUGCCACUGCCCCUGCUGCAACUGGUCGCCAACGCCUCCGAAUGAUAUUUGACCGUACUCAGUUCACUUCAUCUGCUGUCUCCGCAAUGAAGGCACCUCAAGCUUUUCCUGAUUGUCACAUCCCCAUAUGCCCAACUGGUCCUACCUACAAUACAAUCAAGGGAGUGUCUAUCAACUUCCAAAAUUUUGUUCAGGUCAAGGAUGUCAACAAGGACAAGAUUUCAGGAUCUUUCCUUGUGCAAGUGUUCUACAGAGCCUCUGGAAAGCUCUACUAUCUGGGACAGGGUGGUGUUCUGUCCAGGUGGAACAGAAGCAACUGUGCUAACUGCCAGGGACGCAGUAUGGCUCACAUCUCCAUUCCAAUCAGAGCAGAUGACAGAGCUGCAUACGACGCCCAGAACCUAGAGGUGCACCUUGUGCACAAGGAUGGGUUGACUGGCAAGUACAAAAGAGAGGUGUUCGCUGGCAAAGAUCUUGUUGCACCGGUAAAAGCCAGAUAUGCAAUACGGUUGGCUGGCAAGUACAAAAGAGAGGUGCUUGCUGGCAAAGAUCCUGUUGCACCGGUAAAAGCCAGACAUGCUCCUGGUGAGCAAAAACCUUCACUUCGCAUUGUCGGGGCUUUUUUACAAAACUAAGAGUGAAGACAUAAAAUCCAGCAUAAGAGGGAAGCGUGGUUCAUUAUCAAUUUUCAAUUAUUACUGGCAAUUUUUGGACAAAAUUAUCACCAAGUCAGCAUUAAGUACUAGUACGUACCAUCAGAAAGUUUAUAUUAGGCGCAUUUCUAGUUUCAAGAAAGUUUAAUCCUUGCUACUUUAAAGCAUCAGUGCUUGAGAUGCAUUCUUACUAUAAAAUUUGCUUCAUUCAAUUCAGCAUUGGAGACUAUUCUUAUCUGCAUUGCUUCAAGAUCUAUGAAAACUGAAAAAAUCUUCCAUGUUUUUUUUGCUAGCCAACUACAGUAGAUGAUAGAUGAUAUUAACAUGCAGUAAAAGUUUGAAUCAUUUAUGUACUCACUGUUAUACCUGUAGCUUUUUUUAUUUGAAAUUCUACCACCACUGCAGUAUCAAAAAUUUAGUAAGUGUAUAAUUAGCAUGUAAAGCUUAUAAAGUUUGCCGAAUAACGAGCUGCACUUUUUGCACUAUUUCAAUUUUGACAAUAUUGUUACUAAUCAUAGCCUUCGUGAUAUGGAAAACAUCAAACCCUAUGCUUUUAGCCUAUUUCAAUCAUCAUAAGCUUUUAGAAACUGGCUUUUUUAUUAUUUCUCUUUUAUCCAUGUGUACUUGCUUAUUUUGUUUGCCUAAGAGCUUACACUAUGUGACAACAAAUUGUGAGUAAAAUUUAAGUAAGAAGAUUAACAGUAUGAUCAUAGCAGAUUUAGUCACUUUGUUGCAAUAAUGAACUAAUAAUAAAUCAAUAAAAGUCAACAUUUCUUUUUA
This is a messenger RNA of Orbicella faveolata, 3302 nucleotides long. RefSeq lists its product as uncharacterized. Lineage: Eukaryota; Metazoa; Cnidaria; Anthozoa; Scleractinia; Merulinidae. The record is from RefSeq and is a predicted model, not a curated record. Gene Ontology annotation, molecular function: oxidoreductase activity.